AUGAAUGCUAAUUCUGAUUCAGAAUUAAAUGACAAUUCCCAUGCUUUAGAUUUGGCAAGUGCCUCUUCACCAAAAGAUGGUGCAUUACAAAAUAUUGAUUCAGUAACAGAACAAGAAGUAAUGACACAGAAGGAAUCUACAGUUUCUGGACCGAAAAGUGCAGCUGAUGAUACCGCUGAUGAGGCUGCUGCAAUGGGACUCAGAAGAUCUCGUCGAGUCCCGAAACCUAGAACUGAUUUAGAUAAGGACUUUUUUGAAGCCCCUGUUAAGAGGAAGUACACCAAGUCCAAGAAUAAGAGUAAGGUUAAAGGUAAGAAAAAGGGUAAGGACAAUCAAGGAGCGGCUACUAAAGACAAUUUACCUGGGAAAGAUAAGAUAACCAAAAAGGCUCCAAUACAGAAAAAUAUAUCUUCUACUCCAACACCAAGCAUUGAAAGUCAGGAACCAUCUUUAACAGAAGCAAAUUGGGCCUCAAAUGCUCCUCUAUUGUCGUCAGAUUUCAAAACCCACCAAAGUGUACUUUCUAGGUUGAAAAGUCCAAAUAUGAAAGCUUUACCAUAUGGAGGAGAUGUAAUGAAAGUUAUGACAUUUAUCAACAAAUUUUCGUUUUUUUUGUAUCCUGAAAUAUUAAGUUUAUCAUUUCAAGAUUUUGAAAUUGGUUUAGAUCUGUACCCAAGCGACAUUAAAGAUAUCUCAGCUGACUGGUCUGAUAUUCAAUUCAGAAAAGUCCUCUAUCAAGACUAUAUUCCAGUAAAAGAUAUCAUUAAAAGCCAAGAUAAAAUGAAUCUUUUGUUCAUUUCAUUUUUGCAUCUACUUUUCAAAGAUAGUAGGAAAGCUUUCGAGCCCAUUUCUGCAGAAGACUUUUCGCCAUCAUUGAUAAAAACGUACAAGCCACUGGUAGAGAAGUUACGAACCAAUGCACCUGAAUGGGGAUACCCAUUAGAAUGGAAAACAACAUAUUCUGGGGAUCCCACAAAACCAGAACUAGCAUACUUUGAUACUGAUGAUACAGGAUUUCCGGUUGAUCCAAAAAAUCCUGAAAUCUUGACCCCAAAUGUGUAUACAUGGGCACAAAAAGCACCAUUGCCUUUCGAUUCAGAUCCUUUAUUUACCCCAGGCCUCGAAGACGAGGGUAUAUUGGCGUUAUCGCCAGGUGAUAGAAUUGUCUUGUUUAGAGCACUUAUUGAUUGGUGUACCUCGCAGUCGUUAAUGAUUCACAACGAGAUCUAUCAUCUUUCUCAUCCGAAGAGGGAUCCACCAUUCGGUAUUCAGACCCAUCAUGUAGCAAGAUACUUUCUCGAGGGCCCUGAGGUAACUUUCAACUACUUUAAAAAACUAUGUACAUUAGUACAAGCAAGAUAUGAAAUCAGAAGCAAAAAGAAGCAUUUCAAGAAGCAAUUACAGGAAGGUAAAAAGGAAGAUUUCUCUAAAAAACUGAAACUUCUCAAUGAAAUCAAAGAAACAUUAAAUAUCACCCCAAAGGAAGAAAAGGGAGACUUAGUAAUCUCCCUCUAUGAUAAGUGGUGCAAGUUAUUUGAAGGAGAAUUAAUGGACAAUCCUUUAAGCGAUCCAUAUCAAGAUCCAAUAUAUAAAUUAAGGUCGCAGGAGUUCUUUGUAGGUAGAAUACCCCACAUGGGUGAUUUCUAUAUCCCAAGGCUUCAUACGUAUAGUGGUUCGAGUACUAUGACAACAUUUACCGAUCUAAGAAGUUUAAAAGAUUUAUUGGAAAAAUUCAAAACUAAGGAAUAUAAUGUUCACACAUAUUUUGAGAACAAUGGUCAGAAUUUAAGUUCCCAGUUCAAACUCUUGUAUCAUGAUACACCAUCAUUACUUCGUGACAUUGCUAAGGGUUCCAGCACGACACGUAAGGUGUAUUGGUAUGAGAUGUGCCAUGACACAAAAACCUUGAAGGAUUUCAUAAAGCUAUUGGAUUAUAAGAUAGUAAGACCUGUAGAUAAGGAUAUUCAAAAGGAUGAAAUUGCUAUUAAUACACCAGAACCUAAGAAUAGCAACACAUCUCAGUUGAUAAAUACACAUCCUCUCCCAAAAGAUGCCAGAUAUAACACUGCGAGAAACAAGUUAUCCGUUUUGAAGAACUUUCUUGAUGAAUUGUAUUAUAUUUUACUCUCCUAUGAGGAAUUAAGAGAGCAGUAUGCUGAUAUGAAGCCGGGAAGAAGGCAGUUGAGAAGGUUAAAAAGGCAAGCGAACUACGAUGUUUCAUAUGACAGCGAUGAAGAUUAUAAUGAAAUCUCAACUGAUGAAUUCGAGUACCAAAGGAACAAGAGGACACGGUCAAAUUAA
This is a messenger RNA of Kazachstania africana CBS 2517, 2301 nucleotides long. It is a transcript of the gene IOC3, whose product is annotated as Ioc3p. The transcript has a single exon. Lineage: Eukaryota; Fungi; Ascomycota; Saccharomycetes; Saccharomycetales; Saccharomycetaceae. The record is from RefSeq and is a predicted model, not a curated record. Bases 1 to 2301 code for a protein of 766 amino acids.